AGUCGACGAGAGACACACAAGGUUGACCCGUAUCUUCGCGCUCGCGAGGCUCGAGUAGCGCGCUUGUUCCACUCGCGACUCUUGGGUGGCAGGAAAACAUUCGCAUUCGAAACGUUAUCGCCGCCGUUAACGCUGUUUGAAUCGAGGUGGAGAAUCCAUUGCGUGUAUAAUCGUCAACCGUGUGGCGAGUACCAUCGCGAUCGGCAUCGUCGAGUGCCGAGUGCGAUACGCAAACGAAAACGUGAUAGUAUGAUGGUCUGAUCGCGGUUCCAAUAUGACCGUGGACUUCGUCGACUACUUCUGGGGCGAAAAGAAUAAUGGAUUCGACGUGUUAUAUCAUAAUAUGAAGCAUGGUGUAAUCGCCAGCAAGGAAUUGGCUGAAUUUUUGCGCGAGAGAUCAGCUAUAGAGGAGAAUAAUUAUAAGCUCCUUAGUAAGGUAGCGAAACAGGCAAGCAAUAGCACGCAAGGAACAUUUGCACCUGUAUGGGCUGCUUUGAGAGGUGCCGCUGAGAAACUCGCUGUUUUGCACUUGCAAAUGGCCCAGCGGGUAACCGAACUUAUAAAAGAUGUAUCAAAAUACGCAGAUGAACUACAUAAGAAGCACAAGGCUGUGAAAGAAGAAGAAUCUUCUACUUUAGAAGUUGUACAGAGUAUACAGAGCAUUACAGUGACAUUGCAUAAAGCGAAAGACAUGUGUUUACAAAAGGGUCUUGAAUUGGAAAAAUUAAAAAAGGACAAUGCCAGUCAAAGAGAGUUAGAAAAGGCAGAAAUUAAAUUCAAAAAGGCGCAAGACGAUUACAAGGCACUAGUGGAUAAAUAUACUAUCAUACGAAACGAUUUUGAGACAAAAAUGACUCAAGCUUGCAGGCGAUUUCAAGAUGUCGAGGAAACGCAUUUGAAGCACAUGAAGGAAUUUUUAAAUACAUAUGCCGAUGUUUUGCAAACUAAUCACGAGCAAGUCGGACAAGUGCACAUUGAUUUCAAACGACAAUGCGUCGAUAUGACAGUGGAGAAAUUAUUAGAGCAAUUCGUUCAGGGUAAAUACACGGGUUUUGAGAAGCCAGGUGUGAUCGAGUACGAAGAAGUCAUGACGAGUUUAGCCGAAAUGACAAGCCACUCUCAGUCUGAAGGCACCGUAGAGAUACCUAAGGAAACGUCAAAGGGCACCAACGGCGAAACAGGCGUAGCCGGUAACAGUCAUAGUUCAAAGAGAGAUCAGGGAUUAAAGAGGGUGGGUGAUACUUUGAGGGUACUGGACGGGGAAAGCGGGAGGGUGGUACUAGAAAAGGAUAGAGAAAAAGAAAAACAGAAGGAAAAGGAUAGAGAACUGUCACAUGUACAAGCCACCAAGGCUUCCCGCCGUACUACCUCGCUACUCAACCUGUUCAUGUCCAACUCCCAGGAAAAACAGAGGCAAGCAGGGUCGUCUGGUUCGGCACCUGCCACCCCUCAAGGGAACAACCUGCCUCCUGCUGUUCCACCUCCCAGCAUCUCCAGGAACCCUCUCAGAGGAUCUAAAUGGUUUCUCCGCAGUAGGAGAGAAAAGCGAAAGGAAAAGAAGGCAAAGAAGAAGAAGGAUCUCGUAGAAACAAGCAGCAACAAAGAAGAAAAGUCUGACCUGGAGGAUAAGGACGAUAGCAGAAAAUCGGAAACACCAACUCCGGAGGUGGACGAAGAUGGUUUCUGCAUCAGACCGAAGCCAGAUCCAUGGGAAAAUGAGAAAGGAUUUUAUUCUAGUUCGGACACGGAUUCAGAGGACGAGAGGGAACGUAAGAUCCGAGUGGAGAUAAAGCCUCUCAGCAAUGGCGGUGCACCUAUGAGUGCCAGCGUGGAUGAACUGAGGGCGACAGUGGAAAAUUUAUCCUUAUCACCUGCACCAACAGGACGUAGAGGAUCGAAUACCGAUUCCGAUCAUCACAUGAAAAGGUCUCAGUCAGUGUCACAGCAAUUAGGAGGUAAGCCAAGCUCAGAUUUACUUGGCCUAAACUUGUUCAAUCCUAGCAGUACACCGUCGAGCGCAUCAACACCGACCGGCAGCCAUCCUUACGCCCCACUACAGAGUCCUCCGCCGAUCUCCACGUCACCGACCCUGUCGCAGCCGCCACAAUCCGCGCCUCCGAUACACUCCCACACCCGAUUCCCAGACGGAGAUUUAUUUUCGGAAGUCGGAGACAUAACGCCAGCAUUGCCGCCCAAACAAUCCGCAUCCUCGACACCGACCGGGUCAAUCGUCAUACCUAGACCUCCGUCACGCAGAGGAGAAGGCCCUUCGUCGCGUGGCAGAAUGUCACCUGCGACGAUAUCUCGCGCUGAUAGCGUUGCCAGCCUGGAAUUUCGCACAGCCGGCGUAGGCGUCGGCUCUUCGCGGGGACCAUCUCCGCUCACGAUCGGUCUGGCCGACACUAUUCCAUUGGCGGUAGCGUUCCACGAGAUAGUGCAUUCCUACUUUCGCGGUACGGAUGAAACCCGUUGCCAGGUGAAGCUUAGCGGCGACAUGAUGCUCUCGUUCCCAGCCGGCAUUGUCGCGGUCCUGGCGAACAAUCCUAAUCCCGCUAAACUUACCUUUCGCGUGAGAAAUACCAACAGACUGGAGAGGCUAUUGCCAAACAGUCAGCUUAUUAGCAUGGAUGCGACACAAACUACCGUUGACAGUACGAUCUUCGAAUUCAACAUGAGUGCCUUAACUACGUUGCUACGGCGACAAGCCGAACAGAAUCCCUCAGCCUCGUAUUUCAACGUAGACAUCCUCAAAUACCAGAUCAAGUGCAAGGACGGCGCCGGUUCUUGCCCCUUUCAGUUGGUCGCGUAUUGGAAAUGCGAAACAACCCAUACCGAUCUCAAGAUCGACUACAAAUACAAUAGUCGCGCUAUGGCCUCACCAAGUCCUUUACUAAAUCUUCAUGUAGCAGCGCCCAUCGAUGGCGGCUUCAAAUCACUCAAUAGUAAACCACCGGCGCAAUGGAUACCCGAUACAAAUCGCGUAUUGUGGAAAUUCACAGAACUUUCGCAACAUAGCGAAGGUAACGGAGUCGGGUCCCUGAAGGCGCGGAUCGAGCUGGAACGUGGUCCGGGCAGUCAGGGCACCAUAUUCACCCAGUUCAAUUGCGAAGGGACCACACUGUCGGGCGUUGAAUUUGAACUCAUAGGUUCCGGAUAUAGAUUAAGCUUGGUGAAGCGAAAAUUCGUGUCUGGAAAGUACAUAUGCGAUGGGGAUUCGGAUUCGCGUUCUAGAUACGCCGCGCCGCCAUCCAAUGUGGAUUGACGACUUCCGGAAUGGGCGCCUCAAUGGGAGAGCCAGCCUAUUUAAUAUUGGUACUUGCUUAAUCAUUCACUGCCCAUAUCACGACUAUCGAUCAUACAUAGCCUGAAUACGUGUAGGGGAGUCUGUUGGAUACCAAGUAUGCAUCGAUUGAAUAUCAAACGAGACUUCUUUUUUUUUUUAAACUCGUAGAUUAAUACGGCUUAUUGCAAGAAAGUGUUCUAGAGCAAGAUUGACCGAAGUACUAUGUCGCUUUCGAUGAAAUAUAAAUGUGAUCGAGGUUCUUUUUAAUGCUGCUUAAUUAUUCGUUUUAUUUGUGUUAAGCCAUACCAUAUUUUAGUAGUAACUGUAUAGCUUAUAACAAAAUAAGUUAACUAACAAAAUUUAAAAAUGAUAUAUCGUUUGACACUAAAUGCAUUCCGAUUAACUAUGAAUUUUGAUAUGAUUUUGCAACUAGAACAAACAAGUAUUAUAAAGAUCUGACUUAUAAUCACUCAACAAAUGUGCAUUGUGUGUUUUAUAAUGUGUGUAUUUUUUAAUUUUAUUUCUAUAUUCCAUAUAAGGAUGCAUUAUACUAUUUUAACCAAAAUUUGCACAUAUAUGUAAUAUGAUAAUUUUAAUCCCUUAAAAAGAUUUUUAUGGAAACAUUUUUUGGUACCCAACAUACUUCUUAACACGAUGACUUCCGCCAUUUGAUUCUCUCUACAUAAUCAAAAUGUAUUGUAACAUUUUUUUUUAUCUCGAUCUUCUACCAAGAUAUAGUACAACAUUCUUUAUUCUAUUGUUUAUACAUUUUUGCGUUAUUCUAAUAUAGAUAAUAUAUUAGCAUUACAUUAAAUGAUCAUACGGAAGAAAAAGUAUAAACGACAUAUAAACGUCGAUUAAGUACGUAUUUGCAUAACAUUUAUAUUUCAAACAGAAAGAACGUAUUAUUGUGAGCUUUUCAGCGAGGAGACCCUACAUACCAGCCAGUUUUUACUUUAUUUUCGUAUACAGAGAUAAGAAUAUUAAACAGUAAGUUGUGCGAUAAAACGCGAAUAAAACUGUCUUACCGAAUAAGAUAAUGAGAGAGCGAAAGUGUGUAUGUGUGUGAGAGAAAGAGAGAAAAAGAAAAAAAGUUUCAAAUCAACGAUACUUUUUUAAACGUUAGCGCACGUUCGAUGCGAGGCGAAUCAAAUACAGUCCUGUAUUUUUGAACAUUUUAAAGUUAAAACACAAUUUCGAUGUUGAUAACAGGACUCUAGAUUUAGGUAUAGCUAAUGGCGAACGCUGAAAAGAGUUGUUUGUCUAAAUGUUUUAAACUGAGAUUCUUAAUAUUAUACGUAAAACGCUGAAAGUUUCCUACUUAUUAGGAUGCGGCGCGUUCCAUUUUCGCCAGUAAAAACAUAUUUCUGUUAGGUGACACUCGUUUUCACAUGCCACUAUUAUUGUACACAUACUGGUUAAUUUGUAAUCAACCAUAAGAUUACAAAACACUACUGAUAUUGAGAUAUUUUAUACAAAACUUUGAUUCAUAAUAUAAGUUAGUAUUUUAAAAAUAUUAGACGAGCAAUUAUUUGUAUCAAUAUUUUUUAUUGUCAUUAAAAUUGAUUAUUUGAAAAUUAAAUAACGAUUAAUUUUCAAGUAUUUUGACCUAAUAGAAUUUCAGCAAUUG
This is a messenger RNA of Camponotus floridanus (Florida carpenter ant), 4913 nucleotides long. Its product is annotated as F-BAR domain only protein 2. Bases 275 to 3262 code for a protein of 995 amino acids. Lineage: Eukaryota; Metazoa; Arthropoda; Insecta; Hymenoptera; Formicidae. The record is from RefSeq and is a predicted model, not a curated record. Gene Ontology annotation, cellular component: clathrin-coated pit; cytoplasm; plasma membrane. Gene Ontology annotation, biological process: clathrin coat assembly; clathrin-dependent endocytosis. The transcript has 13 exons.